Messenger RNA from Helianthus annuus (common sunflower), 3663 nucleotides. Its product is annotated as autophagy-related protein 11. NCBI's taxonomy places the organism in Eukaryota, Viridiplantae, Streptophyta, Magnoliopsida, Asterales, Asteraceae. The coding region runs from base 266 to 3439 and encodes 1057 amino acids. The transcript is spliced from 7 exons. The record is from RefSeq and is a predicted model, not a curated record. Gene Ontology annotation, cellular component: extrinsic component of membrane; phagophore assembly site membrane; Atg1/ULK1 kinase complex. Gene Ontology annotation, molecular function: molecular adaptor activity; protein kinase binding. Gene Ontology annotation, biological process: autophagy of peroxisome; autophagy of mitochondrion; reticulophagy.
UGAUUAUCUAAUUAUCUCCCUGUUGGGUUUUUCUUUCUUGAUAUUAUUUUUUUUUUUUCAUCAAACCCAUUAUUAAAGUUUAGUGUAUAUACAAGUUUACUUUGUUUUCCUUUCUGGGUAUUCGUUAUCUUGGCUAAAAAUCUUAUCUUUUUCAAGAUUUGAGUGUUGAUUUGGAUAAUCUUGGGGUUCUACCGACAGAAUCUUGAUUUGGGAGAUGGUGAAAAGGUAGCUGGAUUUGAUCAGAUUGGUCAAGGGGUUCUAAAAGAUGAGUUCAAGUGAGAAUGUGAUACAAAGGGGGAAGCUUUUAGUUCAUAUAGCCGAAAACGGGCAUUCUUUUGAACUCGAAUGUGACGAAUAUACCCUUGUGGAAUCAAUCCAACAGUAUUUAGAAUCACUAUCCAGGAUUCGGUUAAACGAUCAACUUCUUUUGUAUCUGGAUUUGAAACUCGAACCUCAAAAUCCACUCUCUGCAUACAAACUCCCAUCCGAUGAUCGUGAAAUUUUCGUAUUUAAUAAAUCAAGAAUGCGAAGUAAUUCGGUUCCGCCAGGGCCCGAAGAACUCGAACUAUUUGAAAACGAUUACCCUGAUCCGCAAAGACCGUCAUCGUCAUCACACAAUCCGCAUCCGUUAGAUGACGCCCCAGACCCUGCGUUAAAGGCGUUACCAUCCUACGAAGAACAGUUUCGGUACCAUUACCAGUUCGGGGACGUAAUUUACCGCCGUACAGUUAUAAAAUACGAGAUGUGUGAGCGGUUUGCAAGAGAGCAAAGGGUGCAAGAGAAGGCGUUGGAGAUCGCUAGGGGUAAUUUGGACCAUUUUUAUAAAAUGAUCCUCCAAAACUACACGGAUUUUGUGAAGUGUUAUUCGCAACAACAACGGACGCAUUCGAAUCUUUUAGUGAAUUUCGGGAGGGAUUUAGAACGACUUAGGUCGAUUAAACUUAUACCCGUGUUACAGACUCCUGAUCGCAAGUGUUUGUUGGAUUUCGUUAAAGAAGAUAAUUUGCAAAAAAUGGUGGAUGAUUGUAGUAAUUCUCACCGGCAGUUUGAAAGUAAAGUUGGAGACUUUAAGCAGGAAUUCGGAGAGUUAAAACAACGAACCGAGCAUUUGUUCUCUAGUAAGGCUUCGAUCCUCAGUAGAGAUUUGGAAAGAACCGUUAAGGAGCACGAACAUCAUAUUAACGAGCAGAAAAGUAUAAUGCAAGCUUUGAGCAAAGAUGUUGGCUUGGUGAAGAAACUCGUGGACGAUUGUUUGACCAGUCAACUCUCCAAUUCUCUCCGUCCUCACGAUGCCGUAUCCGCAUUAGGCCCGAUGUACGAAGGCCACGCCAAAAGUUAUCUCCCGAAAAUGCAAGAUUGCGAGCGUGCCAUUACCAACCUUCUAAUCUUCUGCAAAAACAAGAAAACUGAAAUGAAUACUUUCGUUCACAAAUACAUGCAAAAAAUCGCGUACAUUCAGUACACAAUCAAAGACGUAAGGUACAAGUUUUCGGUUUUCACAGAAGCGUUAAAACGCCAAAAUGAUCAAUUCGAGCAUUUGAAAGUGGUUCGUGGAAUCGGGCCCGCGUACAGAGCGUGUUUGGCGGAGAUAGUAAGAAGAAAAGCGUCAAUGAAACUUUAUAUGGGAAUGGCGGGCCACUUAGCCGAAAGACUUGCAACCAAACGGGAAUCGGAGAUAAGAAGAAGAGAAGACUUUUUGAAAGUCAACAGUCUGUUUAUACCUCGAGAUAUUUUAGCAUCGAUGGGAUUAUACGAUACACCUAGCACAUGUGAUGUUAACGUAGCUCCUUUUGAUACUAAUUUACUCGAUAUAGACAUAUCAGAUUUGGACCGUUUUGCCCCUGAGCAUUUAGUCGGGCUUUCGUUUAAAAAGUGUCCAUCUUCAAUGUCUCAAGACGGUGAAGAAGGUUCCGAAAGCGGUACCGAAAAUUAUAACGAUUUUGUGGAAGCUUCUGAAUUGGUGGAGAUUGCGGGGACUAGUAAACUAGAAGUUGAAAACGCAAAACUAAAAGCCGAACUUGCUUCAACUAUAGCUAUUCUUUGUUCUUAUUCGCCUGAAACCGAAUUCGAAGAUAGUGAAAUCGGGAACGUGUUAAAAGACUCCGCCGAAAAAACUGCCGAGGCGUUGCGGUUGAAAGACGAACACGAGAAACAUUUGGUCAAUAUGUUGAAAGUCAAACAAAUGCAGUGUGAAUCGUAUGAGAAACGGAUAAAAGAGCUUGAAAAUCGGUUGUCGGAUCAGUAUUCGUUAGAACACAAACUUAAUAAAGACGCAUCGUCUGAGCCUAUGGAUGAAGCUUCUUAUGCGUCUAGUUCGUUACUUUUGAAAUCAGGAGGUAACGAUUCAUCCGGAACGAUGAACCCGAAUAUGGAUUCAUCAAUGGUGGAACCGACCCGUGAUGAGAAAGACGAAAAGGAGACGAUGGUGGCGGAUGUCGGGAUGGUAUUGGCCACUAGUUCAAGCGGUGAUUACAUGCCACCACCGUUGAAAAGUUUGACUAAUGAUGACCAGGUCAAAGCUAGUGGUGAUGUUGCGGAGUUGCGGAAUUUGCUUACGGAGAAAUCGAACCAGUUAAAUGAGACGGAAACUAAGCUUCAAGCUGCAAUGGAGGAGGUUACAAGGUUGGUUAGCGAGUUGGAUAUUAGUCGGAAUCUUCUAGAUGAAUCUCAGAUGAAUUGUGCUCACUUGGAGAACUGUCUACAUGAAGCAAGAGAAGAGGCUCAAACUCAUCUAUGUACAGCUGACCGUAGGGCAGCUGAAUAUACUUCAUUACGUGCGUCUGCUGUCAAAAUCCGAAGCCUUUUUGAAAGGCUAAAAGUGUGUGUUUCAUCAGGUGGUGUGGCCAGUUUCGCUGAGUCACUGCGUGCUUUAGCUCAAUCUCUCGCCAAUUCUGCAAAUGAGAACGCGGAUGACGGCAUAAACGAGUUCCGCGAGUGUGUUCGAAUGCUCGCUGAGAAAGUCGGUAUGCUAACAAGGCAACGAGCCGAGUUGAUUGAUAGGUACACAAAGGCGGAGACAUCACAUGAACAACUUACAAAAGAUUUGGAAGAAAAGAAAGAGUUGGUCAACAAUUUGUACAUGAAGCUUCAAUCCGAAAAACAGGUUAAUAAGGAGAAGAUAUCAUUCGGUCGGUUGGAGCUACACGAGAUAGCCGCAUUUGUACUUAAUGCCGAUGGACACUACGAAGCCAUAAACCGAAACUGCACGCAUUACUAUCUUUCUUCAGAGUCGGUUGCCUUAUUUACCGAUCAUCUUCCACACCGACCCGCCCAUAUCGUGGGCCAGAUUGUGCAUAUAGAGAAACAAACCGUGAAGUCCUCCUCCAUGGGCUCGAGCGAGUUGAACCCAUACGGUUUACCCAUUGGUUGCGAGUAUUUUGUGGUGACGGUUGCAAUGUUACCGGAUACUACCGUUCAUUCACCCACUGCUGCUUCCUGAUCGUUAAAACUCGGUGAAGAUAUGAUGGAAGAUUUAGAACGAAAAAGCCGAGGAAAGUGUACAUAUACUUGACGUUUUAAUUGAAAAAUCGAAAAAAUUGAUUGAUUGAAUUUGUUCCCACUUGAAUGUACAGUUGAUGAUGAUCAUAACUUGUUCAGUUGUAUAAAUUAACUCUCCCAGUUUCAUGUAAAAAAAAACUUUGUAUAUUAUUUUUCACUGAAUCA